UCUGGAAAUCUAUACAAUGAGGAUUGGGAAGUAAUGAAUCAAACAUCGUCAUAUUUAUAUUCAAGUGACGACGACGAGGAGUUCCCAAAUUCAUUUAAUCUUGAUUGUUUGCUUCCGGAACUCAAUUAUCAAUCUUCAUCUUCAUCUUGUAAUGAUAAUGGGGCAAUAAAUGCAACAUCGGCUAUGGAAUCCGAAGAAGAAGAAGAUUUUGAUUCUUCUAAUAUACAAAUAAUUAUUGGUUGGUGA
Molecule: messenger RNA, 246 nt
Organism: Hemisphaericaspora subhashii
Lineage: Eukaryota; Fungi; Ascomycota; Pichiomycetes; Serinales; Debaryomycetaceae
Exons: 1
Source: RefSeq, a predicted model, not a curated record